Messenger RNA from Lotus japonicus, 1018 nucleotides. Its product is annotated as protein MAINTENANCE OF MERISTEMS-like. The transcript has 2 exons. NCBI's taxonomy places the organism in Eukaryota, Viridiplantae, Streptophyta, Magnoliopsida, Fabales, Fabaceae. Bases 34 to 1002 code for a protein of 322 amino acids. Gene Ontology annotation, biological process: meristem maintenance; meristem development. The record is from RefSeq and is a predicted model, not a curated record.
GGCGAGGAGUCAUCCGGCGAGGCCUCAUCCGGCAUGGGAGGAUCUGACGAGGAUAGUAUUCCUCCGCCUACUGUUGAUGCUGAUGUCCUGCCGCCAGAGCAGGGGGAGCAGGGGGCACAGGGUGGCGAGGAGGACCUGAUCCAGAGGUUGCCGCCGUUUCCGGAGGGGCCUGUUGAGCUGUCGCUCCUCACCCAUUAUGCUGAUCACAAGGCUCCCUGGGCGUGGCAUGCACUCCUACGCACAGACGAGCGGUAUGUGGACCGUCGACAGUUGAAGGUGGCCACAGCUGGGGGGAAGGUUUGGAACCUUGCUUGUGAUGGUGAUUCAGACAGUCACAGGCGGGUUCGAGAGUUGAUUGAGCAGACGGGUCUUCAUCAGCUACCCUAUUGCAGCUACCCGGUGACAGAUGCAGGCCUUAUUUUGGCCCUUGUGGAGCGAUGGCAUGAGGAGACUAGUAGCUUCCACAUGCCGUUCGGGGAGAUGACUAUCACCUUGGACGACGUGUCGGCUCUUCUCCAUCUCCCCAUGGGGUCGAGGUUCUAUACGCCUGGGAGGGGGGAGAGGGACGAGUGUGCAGCGCUCUGUGCUCAGUUGAUGGGAGGAUCUGUUGGUAUUUAUGAGGUUGAGUUUGAUACGAAUAGGUCCCAGACUAUUCGCUUUGGGGUCUUGCAGACCCUGUAUGAGGCUGCGUUGGCGGAGCACCGAGAUGAGGACGCUGCGCGGAUUUGGCUGGUGAACCAGCUAGGCGCCACGCUCUUUGCUAGCAAGAGCGGAGGCUACCAUACAACCGUCUACUGGAUAGGGAUGUUGGAGGAUCUUGGUCGAGUGUGCGAGUACGCGUGGGGCGCGAUUGCGCUCGCUACGCUAUACGACCAGCUUAGUCGAGCGUCCAGGAGGGGGACGGCCCAGAUGGGAGGUUUUAGCUCGCUCCUGCUAGGAUGGGUCUACGAGUACCUUUCUGACCGCGUCAUUAUCCGUAGGGCGGAUCCGGAGUACUCGUAGGACCAGCCUAGGGCGC